Molecule: messenger RNA, 1226 nt
Organism: Xiphias gladius (swordfish)
Lineage: Eukaryota; Metazoa; Chordata; Actinopteri; Istiophoriformes; Xiphiidae
Product: hydroxycarboxylic acid receptor 2-like
Exons: 1
Coding region: 249-818 (189 amino acids)
Biological process (GO): G protein-coupled receptor signaling pathway
Cellular component (GO): membrane
Molecular function (GO): G protein-coupled receptor activity
Source: RefSeq, a predicted model, not a curated record
UCUCACAGAACAGGACGUAAAGCUCGAACGACUUGGAAAUCCCAGACAUACGCGGGGACUGGAAGAAGAAUUUAAGAACUUAAGAGGAACUGAACUGAAGACACUGAAGAAACUUGUCUGGCAGGAUUUUUUUUCUUUUUCUUUCUUUGCUUGUUGGUAGGGCGAGACUUUGUUUGCGAAGGUUUUUCUUCGUGAGUUUAGAAAAGAAUACUUUGUACGUUCCCCGGCAAGUGUAUUUGACCGUUCAAAUGGCAAACGCCAGUGUGCCCACUUACCAACUCAUCGAAGACUGCGAAGCCACAAACAAGGCACUGUAUAAAUGCUAUGCAGCUGUCAUGAUUGUGAUUUUCAUCUUGGCUUUGCCUCUGAACAUAUCUGUCCUCCACCUUUUUAUAUUCAAGCUGAAGUUCUGGAAAUCCAAAAGCAAUAACAUCUUCCUUUUCAACCUGGUGCUGGCUGACAUUCUGCUGCUCUUCUGUUUGCCCAUAAAGGCACAUAACUUCAUCCACGGAGAGAGGAGGAGUGGGAACGAAACGGUCUGCAAAGCCAUGCUCUUCAUGUUGUUUUUAAACCGAGGAGCCAGCAUCGCCUUCCUAACAGUGACUUCCAUCGAUCGAUAUUUUAACGUGGUGCACCCCAGUCGAAAGAAUCUUCUGAGAGCCCUCAAGAAAUCCCCUCAGAUCUCUGUCCUCAUCUGGCUGCUGCUUCUGCCUCUCACCAUUCCCACCAUGCUCAGGAACUUUGACUGCUGCAACAGCCACAAAACCGACACAGACAACAUGGAUCCUACCAGGAUGAAGGUAAUGUCUGUAUACUGAAUGUCUAAACUGUGAUUCUAGAUCUGUUUUCCACAGUGCAUGAGAUGAGUGAAACGAGAAGAAACGACAAAGCAUUUAUGCAACGAAUGAUUCAUCCCUCACCGUUUGUUUGUUUUUUUUGAAGAUUAUUUUGUAAGGGCUUGUACAUGACAGUUGUUUUUCCCAACUUGAACGCUUUCAGUGAUGACCAUGUGGCAACACAGUGCUGAGCGAGCAAGUUUUUUUGUGUCACUGAUGAUGUGUGAGGUGGCAUCAUCCUCGUUUGUGCAAUACACUGUUUACACAAGAUAGACGCAGUUAUUUUGUGCAAACACUUACUCAGCCUGAAGUAAGAGAGAGCAUAAUGAAGUCGAAAACAGUAAAAUGGUUGAAUUUAUGUGAUUGAGGGGGACGAAAAGCCUGAUCAGA